AUGUCUUUCAAAUUAACCGUAGCUGGGAAGUCUGCUACUAUCCCAUACCCUACUUUGAUUUCAGUAUUUUUCAUCAACUCCAGUGAUAUUGAUGUAUCAAUUCCUGUCGAAUUUGUUGAUGAUAAAUCCGUUGACUCCAAGACACCAACAGCAGCCAUUAAAUUAGUCACACCAGGUGGGGAAACCUUCAUUGACCAAUUAGAUGCUUUGGACUAUUUAGCGCAAACAUUCUCACAAGUGCUUUUGGAAAAGUCAAAGUCACAAGAGUGGACUAAAUUAGCAUUGGAGAAGUUUUACACCAAAAACUUUAAAGAUUUAGCCACUGACUUGGAGAAGCUCGAUGCGCAUUUGAACUUUAGGUCUUACAUUAUUGGCUACCAAGUUACUUUGGCUGAUAUUGCCUUAUGGGGUGUUUUACGUGCAAACCCUAUCAUGGCUUCUGUGUUGAAGAGUGAAACAUACCCUAAUGUCUCAAGAUGGUACAACUUCUUAGCUCAAAGUGACAGCAGGUUCGACAAGUCUGCUGAAUUACUCACUAACUCCUUGAAUGAGUUGAGAAAGGCUGCCAAAAAUGCCAAGGCAUCAGCCGGUGGCAAGAAGGAAACUCACAAGGCUAGUUUUGAAAUUGACUUGCCCGGUGCAGAAGUUGGUAAAGUUGUUACUCGUUUCCCACCAGAACCAUCUGGAUACUUGCACAUUGGACAUGCCAAAGCCGCCAUUUUGAAUGAAUAUUUUGCUCAUGCCUACAAGGGUAAAUUAAUCAUCAGAUUCGACGAUACCAAUCCAACCAAGGAGAAAGUUGAGUUUCAAGACUCUAUUAUUGAAGACUUACAAUUGUUGGGUAUCAAGGGUGACAGAAUUACCUAUUCAUCUGAUUAUUUCCAGGACAUGUACGAGUUAGCAGUAAAAUUGAUCAAGGACGGAAAAGCUUACUGUGAUGACACUCCUUCAGAAAAGAUGAGAGAGGAAAGAAUGGUUGGUGAUGCAUCAGCUAGGAGAGAUAGAUCGGUUGAGGAAAACUUGAGAAUCUUUACCGAGGAGAUGAAAAAUGGUACUGAAGAGGGUUUAAAGAAUUGUUUAAGAGCCAAGAUCGACUACAAAGCUUUAAACAAAGCCUUGAGAGAUCCUGUUAUUUACAGAUGCAACUUGACGCCUCACCACAGAACCGGUACUGAAUGGAAAAUGUACCCAAUCUACGAUUUCUGCGUCCCUGUUGUUGACUCCAUCGAAGGUGUCACCCACUCUUUGAGAACUAAUGAAUAUAGGGACCGUAACCCACAGUAUGAAUGGAUUCAAAAGGCUUUAAACUUGCGUCCAGUUGCAAUUUGGGACUUCGGAAGAGUCAAUUUUGUUAGAACAUUGUUGUCAAAGAGAAAAUUACAAUGGUUUGUUGACAAAAACUAUGUUUCCAACUGGGAUGACCCAAGAUUUCCAACUGUUAGGGGUGUAAGAAGAAGAGGAAUGACUGUCGAGGGUUUGAGAAACUUUAUCAUGGCCCAAGGUCCAUCUAAGAAUAUUAUCAAUUUAGAUUGGUCUGUUAUUUGGGCAUUAAAUAAAAAAGUUAUUGAUCCAGUUGCUCCAAGGUUUACCGCUGUUGAAGCUGAAAAUGCAGUGCCAGUCAAAUUGUUGAAUGGACCAUCAGAGCCAUAUACUGAAUCCAAGCCAAAACAUAAAAAGAAUCCAGAUGUGGGUACUAAAUCAGUCAUUUUUGCCAAUCAAGUUCUCAUUGACCAGGCUGAUGCUGAUUUGACAGAAGGUGAAGAAGUCACUUUCAUGGAUUGGGGUAACGUCAUUGUAUCCAAGGUAGUCAAGGAGGGUGACGUCGUCAAAUCGGUUGAGGCCAACUUGCACUUGGAAGGUGACUUCCGUAAGACUUCGAAAAAGUUGACUUGGUUAGCUAACACCAAAGACAAGAUUAAUGUUGACUUGGCUGAUUUCGAUCAUUUAAUUACCAAGGACAAGUUGGAAGAAGAAGAUAAUUUUGAAGAUUUUAUCACUCCCGAGACUGAGUUCCACACUAAAGCAUUUGCUGAUUUGAACAUUGCCAAGUUGAAGUCUGGUGACAUUAUUCAAUUCGAGAGAAAGGGUUACUACAGAGUUGAUGUACCAUAUGAAGAAGGUAAAUCUGCUGUUUUGUUUAGCAUCCCGGAUGGUAAAACCGUGUCAAGAUACGGUGCCAAGAAGUAG
This is a messenger RNA of Lodderomyces margitis, 2187 nucleotides long. RefSeq names its product glutamate--tRNA ligase (gene GUS1). The record is from RefSeq and is a predicted model, not a curated record. Gene Ontology annotation, cellular component: methionyl glutamyl tRNA synthetase complex; cytosol; cytoplasm. Gene Ontology annotation, biological process: translation; glutamyl-tRNA aminoacylation. The transcript has a single exon. The coding region runs from base 1 to 2187 and encodes 728 amino acids. Gene Ontology annotation, molecular function: ATP binding; glutamate-tRNA ligase activity. Lineage: Eukaryota; Fungi; Ascomycota; Pichiomycetes; Serinales; Debaryomycetaceae.